AGAAAUCAACAUUUUCUGUACAUUCGAGUCCCUUUUGGGAGCUGCUGCUUAUCCGUGAUUGGAGUUCUGUGAUGAUUGAGCCUCUAGCUCUUUACAGGACACGAGCUCCUUCUCCAAGGCUCAUCCCUUCAGAAGGCACAUGAAUGUCUUCCCAUACCCCCAUGCUCUGUGGGGAAUAUGGGGAACGGACUGCACUUCCAUCCUCCCUACACCUAAGCAACACCCACAGGAGGUAGAGGCUGGGGAGCAUAUUUCUAGUUCUGACAGGUCGAUCUGUACCUCUCUACCUGAAUCAUCAGGUGGGCAGGCUUGUGUACAUACAUGGAAGCUCACACGUGCGUGCACACACACGCGCACACACACACUCACUCACUCAUGCCUCCUGGGCUCAAACGCCUGCAUAAGCAGGAGCGACUCUUCAAUUAUUGGAAACUAUUAAUCAUGUUUACAUUUGGUUCAGAGACAGCUCUUGAUCCAUAUCCUUUCAGUCCACCUUAUUCCCCACCUUCUAGCCAAAGAAUUAUUUGUCCAGACAGCUCCCUCCCUUCCUUACCCUGUCCUGGCCAGAAAUCUGAAGAGGAUGUCCAUGGCCCAUUGAAGAAUUUCCCACCCCUGAAGUUGAGCUCACCUGAGGAUUCACCUCAUCCAACGGGAACAGGCUUGAACAGUGGAGAGGGAGGACAGAGCUGCCCCCUCUGCAGCCCCUCCACAGUCCCAACCUGGAUGGCUUUUGCCUCGAUUGACUUUGCAAAAUGCCAUUUGUAGGGCUUGGCUCUGGGGAUGGCACAGACAGACACACACAUGCACACAUACACGUUGCCACACACAGACACCUACACCCCAUGCAAGGAUGCCAGAUGACAGAACAGAAAAGGCCUCCCUUUCAUCCAGCAGCCUUCUGAUUCCAGAGGAGAGUCUCCGAGCCACGACCUGCUGUUUCCCUGGCGACUCAGGCCUCAAAAUAAACAGGAUUCUGCUCAGACGGGCCAGAAGUCCAUUCGGCUCAGACAUUUGCCCCAAGACAAACCACGUUAAAAUAACACCCAGGGUAGCUGCUGCCACCGUCUUCUGUCUCUACCUCCCUCCUGGCUGGCCAAUGGCUCUGUGUUCCUGGGCCUGCUGCUGGCUGUCCAGAGUAGGGGUUGCUUAGAGCUGUGUGCAUCCCUGCGGGUGAGGUGGGGGUGGGCGGUUGUCUAAAGGCAGGUCCCCUCUGCUGAUAAACAAGGACCGGAGAUAGACCUCGAGGCUGACAUUCUUGGCUCUCCCAGCCUGCCCCCGCCCCCCCACCUCGAUUUCCCACACAGCCCUAGGGACGGGUAGCCAGCUCUGUGGCAUGGUAUCUGGAGGCGGGCCAGCAACCUGAUGUGCAUGCCACGGCCCGUCCCUCUCCCCACUCAGAGCUGCAGUAGCCUGGAGGUUCAGAGAGCCGGCUUGGGGCUGCUGGGGCGGCGGCUGCAGCACAGUGACAGUGACAAACACAGAGCAGAAGACACCAAGUGGAUUCUGCUUCCCCUGGGACAGCACUGAGCCAGUGUGGAGAGAGGUACAGCCCUUGGCCUACAAGCUCUUUAGUCUUGAAAGCGCCACAAGCAGCAGCUGCUGAGCCAUGGCUGAAGGGGAAAUCACCACGUUCACAGCCCUGACCGAGAAGUUUAAUCUGCCUCCAGGGAAUUACAAGAAGCCCAAACUGCUCUACUGUAGCAAUGGGGGCCACUUCUUGAGGAUCCUUCCGGAUGGCACAGUGGAUGGGACAAGGGACAGGAGCGACCAGCACAUUCAGCUGCAGCUCAGUGCGGAAAGCGUGGGGGAGGUGUAUAUAAAGAGUACCGAGACUGGCCAGUACUUGGCCAUGGACACCGACGGGCUUUUAUACGGCUCAACACCAAAUGAGGAAUGUUUGUUCCUGGAAAGGCUGGAGGAGAACCAUUACAACACCUAUACAUCCAAGAAGCACGCAGAGAAGAAUUGGUUUGUUGGCCUCAAGAAGAAUGGAAGCUGCAAACGUGGUCCUCGGACUCACUAUGGCCAGAAAGCAAUCUUGUUUCUUCCCCUGCCAGUCUCUUCUGAUUAAAGAGAUCUGUUCUGGGUGUUGACCACUCCAGAGAAGCUUCGAGGGGUCCUCACCUGGUUGAACCAAAAAUGUUCCCUUGACCAUUGGCUGCGCUAACCCCUAGCCCACAGAGCCUGAAUUUAUAAGCAACUUGCUUCUAAAUGCCCAGUUCACUUCUUUGCAGAGCCCUUUACCCCUGCGCAGUUUAGAACAGAGGGACCAAAUUGCUUCUAGGGGUCAACUGGCUGGCCAGUCUGGGUCUGGGUUUGGAUCUCCCAUUGCCUCUUGCAGGCUGAGUCCCUCAAUGCAAAGGCGGGGCCAAAUGAAGUGUGUUAAGGGGUCUGCUGAGUCAUUAAUAACUGCACACUAUUUCCCUCUACUGAGUAAACCCUGUCUGUGAUUCCCCCAAACAUCUGGCAUGGCUCCCUUUGUCCUUUCUAUGCCCUGCAAAUAUUAGCAAAGAAGCUUCAUGCCAGGUUAGGAAGGCAGCAUUCCAUGACCAGAAACAGGGACAAAGAAAUCCCCCCUUCAGAACAGAGGGAUUUAAAAUGGAAAAGAGAGAUUGGAUUUUUGGAUUGGAUAACUUAGAAGGAUGACAUCUCCAUGCAGAAUACAUGAAGAAAGGGAGGCCCAGUGGCAGGAAGGCAGAAUAAAUCCUUGGGAGUCAUUAGCAUGCUUUGACCUUCCCAGGGUUACUCAGCAGCAGAGAGCCCUGGGUAACUACAGGUGGAGAGCACUAGAAGUGGUUUCUUGGUAACAAGCAAGGACAUCAGAGCUGGGAAAUUCAUGUGGAUCUGGGGACUGAGUGUGGGAGUGACGAGAAAGAAAGGGAAACUGUCUCAGGGGAUAUCAUAAAAAGAGGAUGAUUUCAGAAGGAGAAGGAAAGAGAAAGUAAUGCCACACAUUGUGCUUGGCCCCUGGUAAGCAGAGGCUUUGGGGUCCUAGCCCAGUGCUUCUCCAACACCAGAGUGCUUGCAGAUCAUCUGGGGACCUGGUUUGAAGGGAGAUUCAGAUUCAGUGGGUUGGGGGCAGAGUUUCUGCAGUUCCAUCCAGCCCCCAGGUGCAGGUGCUGACGAUACUGCUGCCUUACCUGCCAUAUGUAAAGGAGCAGGGUCCUGGUCCUAAAGAGCGUUAUUCAGCUGAAGGUGGUUCAACUCGCCGAACCUCACCUGACCUCAACUCACCCUUAAAAACGCACACCUCAUGAGUCUACCUGAGCAGUCAGGCAGCACUGGCAGUAGUUAUACCUGUACUAAGGAACAUGAUUUUAAGAUGCUUUGGCCCAAUGCCUAUAAAAUGCCCCUUUCAAAGAUACACAAAAACAUACUUCAAAAAUGUUAAACCCUCACCAACAGCUUUCCCAAGAGACCGUUUGUAUUACCAUUACUUGUAUAAAUACGCUUCCUUCUUAAACUUGACCCAAGUGGCUAGCAAAUUAGAAACACCAUUCAUCUCUAACAUAUGAUACUGAUGCCAUGUAAAGGCCUUUAAUAAGCCAUUGAAAUUUACUGUGAGACUGUAUGUUUUAAUUACAUUUAAAAAUAUAUAGCUUGAAAGCAGUUAAACUGAUUAGUAUUCAGGCACUGAGAAUGAUAGUAAUAGGAUACAAUGUACAAGCUACUCAAUUAUCUGAUACUUACAUUUACCUAUAAAAUGAGAUUUUUGUUUUCCACUGUGCUAUUACAAAUUUUCUUUUCAAAGUAGGAACUCUUGAGCAAUGAUAAUUGUGAAUAAAAAUUGAUGAGAGUGUUAGCUCAUGUUUCAUAUGAAAUUGAAGUAAUUGUUAACUAAAAACAAUUCCUUAAUAACUGAACUGUCAUAUUUAGAAUGGAAGGAAAAUGACAAUUUGUUCAAAGCAUAGUGCAAUUGAAGAAUUGACCUAAGUAAGUUGACAUUAUGGUUAAUAAUAGUAUUUUAGAUUUGGGCAGCAAAAUGAUUUCAUAACAUUUUUGUUUUUGUUACUUGGAUAAGAUCAAUCUGUUUUAUUUUAGUAAAUCUUUGCAGGCAAGUUAGAGAAAAAGCAGUGUGGCUUAACGUCUCUUUAGUAUGAAGAUUUGACCAGAAAAACAUACCCAGAGAGGAAAUCUAAGAUAAUUAUAAUGGUCCAUACUUUUUAUUGUAUGAAUCAAACUCAAGCAUAACAUUGGCCAAGGAAAAUUAAAUGCCAUUGCUAACAUGUGAAAUGGAAGUCUGUGAUUUCAGAGAUGCAAAGCAUUAUAGUAAAAACACCAAUGUGACCUCGACCACCUCAACCCAGAUACCAUUCAUAUAUCUGUUCAAUGACUAUUAAGUUGCCUACUUUGUGCUAGGCACUGUACUGGAUACUGGGGACCUUGUCUGUCUGGUUUGCUGCUGUAUCUUCUCCUAGGGCAUUAUAUUUAUGAUGAAAGAUGCUGUGGAUUCAAUUCUUUCAGUCAAGAAUAAACGCAGACUUUGUAGGUUCCUGCUGAAUAAACAGCAAAUCCCAGAAACCCAGAUUUUGGAAGAAUCAGCAACCCCCACCAUAAAAUAAACCCCUAUCAAAAUGUCAGAGGACAUGGCAAAGUAAACUUAGCAUUUUCAACUUUAGAACCGUGUCAGCUUCAGGGGGACUGCUUUCAAAUCAGCCAAAGAGCCUGUCAGAUCUAGAAGGAAGAGGUUGGUAGUUCCCUGCUCUGUUUUGAACAUGCUCUAGUUCAUUAACCUGGGGGCAUUCCCAUUGCUGUCUUAAGUAAGUCUCAUAGCCAGCUCCCGUCAUGUGAAUUCAUUUUCGGGCCAGCUCUGAACAAAGCAUCAUGAACAUGUGUGCCUUUGGUUGUUUGCAAUGUGAUGGUGGUAGAGGUAGCUACUGGUUUCCUUGGAAAGAAUGAUAAGAAAGAUUCCUAUGGCCAACAGUGUGUAUGAACAAAAAACUGAUUGGAGCAUCAGCUGUUACUGAAGGUCCUUGCUUUAUGUCAGAGGCAACGGAACCCAAGUCUCCAAGUCCUCAGCCUUGAGUGUACUGCUGACAACUAAACUCACAGGCUGCAAAGCAGACCUCUGAUGAAGACGCCUGUCAUUUCAUAUCACUGUCUUUUUGUGUAUCAUAGUCUGCACCUUACAAAUAUUAAUAAAUGUUCCAAUAACAGGUGA
This is a messenger RNA of Macaca mulatta (Rhesus monkey), 5161 nucleotides long. The record is from RefSeq and is a predicted model, not a curated record. NCBI's taxonomy places the organism in Eukaryota, Metazoa, Chordata, Mammalia, Primates, Cercopithecidae.